Cornus florida is the source of this 1102-nucleotide messenger RNA. RefSeq names its product acidic endochitinase-like. Gene Ontology annotation, biological process: carbohydrate metabolic process. The transcript has a single exon. Gene Ontology annotation, cellular component: extracellular region. The record is from RefSeq and is a predicted model, not a curated record. Gene Ontology annotation, molecular function: chitinase activity. NCBI's taxonomy places the organism in Eukaryota, Viridiplantae, Streptophyta, Magnoliopsida, Cornales, Cornaceae. Bases 41 to 937 code for a protein of 298 amino acids.
ACCUCAACACUACAACACAACAUCACUUUCCCCAUUAAAAAUGGCUCUAAAACCUCAACCCAACCCCCUGCUCAUCUCCCUCCUAUUCCUGACCCUUGCCCAAACCUCCCUCGCCGCCGGGAUCGCCGUCUACUGGGGCCAAAACGGCAACGAGGGCACCCUCGCCAACACGUGUGCCACCGGAAAAUUUUCCUACGUCAACGUCGCAUUUCUUAUUAAAUUCGGCAAUGGUCAGACCCCCGAGAUCAACCUCGCGGGCCAUUGCAACCCGGCGGCCAAUGGGUGCACCAUUGUGAGCAACGGCAUACGGUCUUGCCAAAGCCGCGGCAUUAAGGUCAUGCUCUCUAUUGGUGGAGGUGUUGGAAGCUACACCCUAGCUUCGGACGCCGACGCCAAAAAUGUCGCAUCGUAUUUAUGGAACAAUUUUUUGGGUGGACAGUCAUCGUCGCGUCCACUUGGCGACGCGGUAUUGGACGGUAUUGAUUUUGACAUUGAGCUUGGUUCAACACAAUACUGGGAUGCUCUAGCAAAGUAUUUAUCAGCCUAUAGUACGGUUGGUAAAAAAGUGUACCUAACAGCCGCACCACAAUGCCCAUUUCCUGAUAGGUUCCUAGGGGCUGCCCUUAACACGGGCCUUUUCGACUAUGUUUGGGUCCAAUUCUACAACAACCCUCCUUGUCAAUACACUUCUGGCAACACAGACAACCUCAAAAACUCAUGGACUCGGUGGACUACGUCGAUAAAUGCCGGGAAGAUAUUUUUGGGGUUACCGGCGUCUACGCAGGCUGCCGGAAGCGGGUUCAUCCCGGCGAAUGUGUUGACUUCUCAGAUCCUUCCGGUGAUUAAGGGGUCGCCUAAGUAUGGUGGUGUGAUGCUUUGGUCAAAAUAUUGGGAUGAUCAAAGUGGAUAUAGCUCCUCUAUUAAGAGUAGUGUGUGAAUUGAACUGUGUUUUUCUUUGUUUAGUGGUUUUACCUACCAUAGUCUGAUAUAAUUUUAAUAAUUUGGGUACUCUUUUGUCUUUUUGUGAUUGUCUGUGGUUGUUGUUGACUUAACUUAUCUUGUUUGCCUGUUUGGCCCAUAAAAUUAGUAGUGCUUUCUUGUC